CCUAAGUGGGGUUUCUCCCUCUCCCUUGAUUUUCUUUUUUUUGAUCCCACCUUCCAAAACUCCUCCUCCUUUCCUUCCCUCUCUUUUGGUGUUGAACCCUCAGCUGUGCUUUCAUUUCCUUGCUGAACGAAUGUCCCUAAAGUCAUAAAAAUCUCCUCCGGCGUGGCGCUUUUUGGGGAUCAUCUGCGAGCCGAUGGGGUAUCAGAGGAACGGGGGGCGCAGUCUGGGAGGGGGAGGAGGGAGAGGAGGUGUUGCUGUUGUGAGGUGUUCAUGUUCAGAAGAAGAGGUGAAGAUUUCCUUCAAGAGUGUAGGUGAUGACCGGCGGCUCAGAUUGGUGUUUGGCCGGCGCUGGUUCGACGGACUACUUGUGCCUCUGCUAUAUAGGUUUUGGUCUAAACCCUCGAAGGACGGCGAAUCCUCCCGCCUGUCCACCGCCUCCAUCAGCAGUGAUGAGCGCGCUUCUUCAGAUUCACCCUACAACUCAUCCGAGCCGCCGCCGCCGGGCCAGCGACCGCUGAGCCAAAUAACAUGCUCUUCCAGCGAUGACAACAUCGCCCCCCCUCAGCUUUCUGCCACAUCUUCAAGCCCAGAACUGAACCAGAACCAAAUCCCCGGUGGGGGCAAAGCCGACACUGAGGGGCUGAGUCCUGAGCCUGGAGGGGAGGACAGGAAGACAUUCAUUUACAACCAAAACAACAACAACAAAGCGUGGAUAGCGAACCGUUCCUCAAAUCGCAGGCAGUCCGCCUCGCCCUUCAUCAGAGCCACCAUGGCACCCAACCCCAAUCUGACCUACCUCGAUCGGGUCAUCAUGGAGAUCAUCGAAACGGAGAGGAUGUAUGUCAGAGAUCUGCUCAUCAUUGUGGAGGAUUAUCUGGCCUGCAUCAUUGAUCAUCCUAAACAGUUGAUCCAUCCCGACCAGGUCUGUGCUCUUUUUGGGAACAUAACAGACAUCUAUGCGUUUAACAAUGAGCUGCUGCAGGACCUUGACAUGUGUGAAAACGACCCUGUUGCAAUUGCCAGGUGCUUUGUCGAAAAGAGGGAAUACUUUGACAUCUACACUCAGUACUGCACCAACUACCCGAACUCUGUCGCAGCACUAACAGAAUGUUUAAGGGAUAAGUCAACAGCCCAAUUUUUUAGAGACCGCCAGGCAUCAUUAAAACGCACGCUACCUCUGGGUUCUUACCUACUCAAACCAGUUCAAAGGAUCCUUAAAUACCACUUGUUGCUUCAAGAGAUCGCAAAGCAUUUUGACCCUGAAGAGGAAGGUUACGAGGAUGUGGAGGAGGCCAUCAAUACCAUGACAGGGGUGGCCUGGUACAUCAACGACAUGAAGAGGAAGCACGAGCAUGCCGUUCGGCUGCAGGCUAUAAAGCGCACCUGUGUACAAGCCGCACCCACGCAAUUACAGGAGGAGGUCCAGUCCUUGCUGCUGAACUGGAAAGGUCCGGAUCUGGCUUCCUAUGGAGAACUGGUUCUGGAGGGGACCUUCAAGGUUCAUCGGGCCAAAAACGAGAGAACACUCUUCCUGUUCGACCGCAUGCUGCUCUUUACCAAACGCCGUGGAGAACACUACGUUUACAAGACGGACAUACCUUGCACCACUCUGAUGCUGAUUGAGAGCGCCAAAGAUUCCCUGAGCUUCAGUGUCACAAAGUACAAAAACCCUAAACAGCCUUACACUGUUCAGGCCAAGACAGUGGAGGAGAAAAAACUUUGGGCUCAUCAUAUCAAACGCAUCAUUGUGGAAAACCACCAUGCUGUCAUCCCUCAAAAGGCAAAAGAGGCCAUUCUGGAGAUGGACUCCAUCUAUCCAUCCAAGUAUCGGUUCAGUCCUGAACGUCUGAAGAAAGCUGGUAACUCGCAGUCUGACGAAGCUCGUCAAGGCCGUUUCCAUACUGAAGCCAACAAAAAAAUGCAAAAAAACGGCAAAGCAUCUAAAGAGCUCUCGGACGGUGAAGGCGGCGGGUGCUCACUGUGGCUCGCUGAAAGUAGCGGCACGCUGGACUCCAGCAGCCUGGGGGAGUCUGACGGCGACCAGCUCGUCCAUGAGGAAGAGCAGGAAGAGCUGGGCGGUGGGAAGGACUCACAUGAACUGCAGCUGAGGUGCAGCGAUGAAGAAGAAGAGGAGGGAGAGUUUCUGCUGGAGGAUGAGCAGGUAGAGGACUUUGCCAGCUCUGUGCUGGCUGCCAUCUCCUGCUGGCACUACACGGUCCAGGCCUUCCUUUCCUCUGCGGGGACGGAGGCAGACAAAGACAGAAACUUAUCAACCAAAAGAAGUGGUCAACUUGCAGAGGAGGCAACGCCUCAGCAGAGCCCUGCAGAUACAUUGCCUCAGGAAAAGACACUUGAACAGACGGUAAACUCUGAGGAAAAGCCGCACCCCAAUCUGGAUCCCCCCAGGAACUCGCAGUCACCUCCAAAGCCAGAAGCUGUGAAAGAGGAAGAAGCGAAACCUGCCACACCCGAUUCCGACUCCAAGACCCUGAGCAGCGGGGAGUCCUCUGAAGAUGAAGAGGAAGAAGCAGAUGAGCACAUGUCCCCUAGUAUACUCCCAUCCUCUGUCCUGGACAAGGCCAGUGCCAUUGCUCAGCAUUUCACCAGUAGCAUUAAGCGAGGCAACCAGGUUCAGGACGAGACCCGCUCCAUUGGCUGUCCCUCUCCCCGGUUACCCAGCAGGGCCGCCAGCUGCCUGAGCCUCGCCACUGAGUCCGCAGACCAGCUUCCACGACUCAACAGCAUCUCCUCGGAUACUGCAGAAACAGUCAGUGGGACAGAUUUGACUCUGAUGUCUCCUCGAGAAGACAAAGUCUUCGAUUUAGACCGAAGUAUCCGCAGGAGGAGGGACUCCACUCUGUCCAAACACGACCAGCUUCUCAUCGGGAAAAUCAAGAACUACUACGAAAGUGCUGGAAGCCAGGACUCCACUUUUAGCCUGCGCCGCAGGGAGAGCCUGACGUACAUCCCGUCUGGACUGGUCCGGAGCUCCGUCAGCCGCUUUAACAGUGUCCCAAAUGAAGAAGGAGUCCCAACUUCAACUUCAUCCAACUCUCUUGAUGGUCUGUCAGCAGACUCGACCACUACUUUCCCUGAACAGCCUCGGACCCGUAUGGUUUCCUGUCACUCUUUGGAUUCUUUAAGAUCCGAACAGCUAAGCACAGACUCUGGGGAACAUUCCAGGUCCAGGUCGCAUGAUAAUCUGACUGAAGAAGAAGAGUUCAGACCUUCAUCUCAAAUAAUUCAAGUCUGGAAGGAGAUGGAACAACAGAUCUGCAAAUCUCAAACUGAAGCCGGAGCCUGUGAUCAACCUAAAGAAGCUUUAAAAGCCUCCAGAGAGAACAGCAUCCGCAGCUGUAACCUAACCAAAACCAGAAACUCGUCUGACCUCCCACCCGCUGAAGUAGACUCUGCAAGUCCUUCUUUCUCCAAAACACUAGGGGUAAACCGCUCCAGCAGCCUGAAGAAGACCCUGAAAGUUUUUGGAGAAGAGGCGGUGCACCUCAGGGCCACAGUUCCUCGAGUCGGAAAGCUGAGGGCGGAGGAAGAUAGGACCCAACCCAGCGAGAACUCAGAGCAGACAGAGGAAACGGACAAAGCGCAGAGUAAAGUCCUCCAGCUGGCCCGACGAUACAGCCAGAAAAUCAAAUCCACCCAACCUGAAGUCCAACAACAGAGUCAGAGCAACCUCAUCCGCAAGACGAGCUUAGCCCGUGUGGUGGAGGAGGAGAGUUCAGACCAGGUCCUGUGUCCUGAUGUGGGAUCUACCGGCAGCUCCAGGGGCAUCUCACAGAGCCGGGUGUCCUCCCGUAGCCCCCUCAGCCCAUCUCCCUCCACUGAGGGAUUCAGCUGGCCCGACGUCUGUGAACUCCGCUCCAAGUACUCCAACCAUGGUGACUCCUUAAAGGGUUCUGUAAGCCGGAGUGGCUCAGUGGGGGAGCAGAUGUUCGACAGAAGUAUGAGAAGGUACUCCAACAGCCUCCUCAGUGACGUCAUCGGCGUCGAGGACCCCAAACACCAGGCUAGUUUCGAAGCUGGCCAGUAUGAACCCAACAAACGGCUCCACAGAGCCAAUUCUCUCGAUCCUCGACUCAGCAAAGACCAAAUGACGGAGCUGCAGAGGCUCCAGGAGAAGGCUGCUAAUGGUGACCACAGUGGUUACUACAUUGCAGCUGAGGCACCACGAACAGGUGACCCCAACCACAAAAUCAUUGUCGUGGAGAAGCUUCCAGAGCCAGAAGAAACUAACCAACCUAAAGAGGAAGACGAUGGUGGCUACGUUCAGAUCCGUUCACCAACCAGCAGAGAGAAGAUCUCCAUCAUGGCAGUAAUCGACCGCUGCCGGGCCUAUCAAGAGUCCGACGACUAUAAACACAGAGAGGAGACAAAAGCAAAAACCGAGCCGGCGAGAUCUCAAGAACCGGACAAGAUGCCAGCGGCAUUGACCAAACAGGCGGAAUCCCAGAAAACCAGGCAGAGCUCCGGACAGAGCGGCCAGCAGAGCAUGGUGAAGAAUCUGAGAGAAAAGUUCCAGAACCGCAGCUGAGAGCCCAAAAAGACCAACAUUUUAACUCAUAGCUAACCAAACAACAUUUUCCACAGAUAGAUUUUUAGGAACUGAUGGAGACGAUGUCAGUCAUUUCAUGAGAGAUUUAUAUUUUUAGACAGAAAAUGGUGCGUGGUCUCACAAAAAUAGCACAAAAAAUAGCACAAAACCCAAAACCUUCAUUCUCAAACCUCUAAAGGAGAGUUUGUUUUUAUUUUGUAGAUGGAUGAUGACAUGUAGUGAUAUAAAUAUUAAAACGCCUUGUCAUAACUUCACUUUCUUUGCAUUACCACUUAGUGAAUCUUUCAACAAGAUUAAUUGUUGAGCAAAAGCAGAAAACUGAAUAAAAAGCACCUUUUUUUUUUAUUGGUACCGCCUGCUUGAAUAUUUAAUUAGCGUCAACCUUUUGAGAUUUUCUCUCUGUGAAAGAAAGCUGGAAUUCGCUGUUCCCUAUACUCCCCUAUGUGACUUAAACUACUUUUAAAGCCACAUUCUUGAGUAAAAAUGGAUUUAAUGAAGAGCUAAAAUUGAUGUGUACCGUUAGGUGAAUCGUGGAAGAAAAAACCUUUCAGAGCUCACGUGAUAUAUUUUUUUUAUUCUUUGAACAAGUAAUGACUAUUAGCGGUUAGGAUGUAUAUUUGUUCCUGCCUACAUGUCAGAAUAUGUUUGUUUUUUUAAACCCCUGUGGUUGUGGACACACUCACAGAAUUAAAUUUCAUAUAUAUAUAGAUAUAUAUAUAGAUAUAUAUAUAUCUAUAUAUAUAUGGCGGUUUUAUGUUCAAAACAGCAUUAAAAUGCUAUUUUACUUUCAGUUUAAUACUUUUUGAUGUUGUGCCUUUUUAUAAUUCAAAGGUUUAUUUAAACUUGAGGUUAUUUAACAUUCUGUCGGUUUUGCUUUCCAUGCUCAAGGUUGAUGGUUUCAUUCCCUUCUAGCCAGGAGGCAGGUUUGAACAAUUUGCUUCUUCUGCACGUCCUCCGACUGACUCUUGUGCCCUUCUUUAUAUUUAUUGCAUCUUGUAAAUAGAAACAAGUGAGUGUGUCUCAACACUGUAGACUGAAUGUAUACUGUACAUAUGUGAAUGUGUCUGAUCAUGUCGACUACACAAAUAAAAAGAAAUAAUCAAUGGAUGAAAAUGA
Oryzias latipes (Japanese medaka) is the source of this 5683-nucleotide messenger RNA. NCBI's taxonomy places the organism in Eukaryota, Metazoa, Chordata, Actinopteri, Beloniformes, Adrianichthyidae. The record is from RefSeq and is a predicted model, not a curated record.